Molecule: messenger RNA, 2243 nt
Organism: Sitodiplosis mosellana (orange wheat blossom midge)
Lineage: Eukaryota; Metazoa; Arthropoda; Insecta; Diptera; Cecidomyiidae
Gene: Dsor1
Product: dual specificity mitogen-activated protein kinase kinase dSOR1
Exons: 4
Coding region: 249-1499 (416 amino acids)
Biological process (GO): protein phosphorylation
Molecular function (GO): protein kinase activity; ATP binding
Source: RefSeq, a predicted model, not a curated record
AACACCGAAAAAAAUUCUUCGUAGGUACAAGAAAAUUUGCAGUAAAACAAAAGACCAAAUAAACUUUUCGGCAUUGGUGAAUGAAAAGAAAAAAAAGGAUAGUUGACAGUAUAGUAGACUAGUACAAAAAGACACAAUUGGAAACGUACUUCGUCAUUGAGUCUUCUUCAAACAUUUUAUUUGGUGCUUGGAGUUUAUAUCGAGACAUUUGUGGAGACGUAAAUAAAUAAAUUAAAAGAAUCAACAAGAUGAGCAAGAUGUCAAAGAAUAAAUUGAAUCUAACAUUGCCACCUGGUUCGGUGGAUGCAUCGAAUCCACCAAAUGUUCCAACGCCACCAUUUAAGACACCAUCUGGUACAGAUCGUUCGAACUUGCUAAAUCAAUCGAAGGGCAGCAUUGAUACCAUCACACAAACCCUGGAAGAGCUUGAUGUCGAUGAACAUGCAUUGAAUCGAAUUAAAAUAUUUCUGAGCCAAAAAGAGCAGAUGGGAGAAAUUCGUGACGAAGAUUUGGAAAAACUCGGUGAACUUGGAUCGGGCAAUGGAGGUGUUGUGAUGAAAGUGCGUCACAUUCCCACCCAGUUGAUUAUGGCACGAAAAAUGAUUCACUUGGAACUGAAACCGCCCGUUAAAAAACAAAUCAUUCGAGAAUUAAAAGUAUUACACGACUGUAAUUUUCCGCAUAUUGUUGGCUUCUAUCGUGCUUUCCAAACCGAUGGCGAGAUCAGCAUAUGUAUGGAAUACAUGGAUGGCGGCUCAUUGGAUUUGAUUCUAAAGCGUGCUGGACGCAUUCCCGAACCAAUCCUUGGCAAAAUCACAUUGGCCGUCCUAAAAGGAUUGAGCUACUUACGUGAUAAACAUGCCAUUAUGCAUAGAGACGUCAAGCCAAGCAACAUUUUGGUAAAUAGCAGCGGUGAAAUCAAAAUCUGUGAUUUCGGUGUGUCCGGGCAGUUGAUUGAUUCCAUGGCAAAUUCAUUUGUUGGCACCAGAAGCUAUAUGUCGCCGGAACGAUUGGAAGGUGGUCAUUAUUCGGUGCAGUCUGAUAUUUGGUCAUUGGGAUUGUCCCUUAUCGAAAUGGCCCUUGGCAUUUAUCCAAUUCCACCGCCAGAUCCAAAAUUAGUAGACCAAAUACUCAAUGAAAACUCGAAUCAACCGCCACCCGAACCGAAAAUGAUGGCCAUUUUUGAUCUGCUCGAAUGCAUCAUCAAUCAACCGCCUCCACGAUUGGAACACAAAAGUUUUAGCCCCGAAUUUACCGAUUUCAUUGACAAAUGCUUGAAGAAGGAUCCAAAUGAACGUGCCGACCUCAAGACGCUUUUGGUAUGUGCUGCUUAUCCAUAUAUACGUUAUUUUAUUUGGAACAGUGGCUCUGCCAUUUGUGGUAUUCUAAUAAGACAGACGGAAUUAACAAAAAUUUCUCCCAUUCGCAGGAACAUCCAUGGAUCAAGAAAUACGAGCACGAGCACGUUGACAUUGCCGGAUGGGUGUGUAGCACGAUGAAUUUACCACCAUCAACCCCAAAUUAGAUAAGGGAAUUAAUUGGGUAUAUAUAUAAAUAUAUAUAAAAAAAAAUAAUUCAAAUAGCCUCAAAUCAAUAGCGUCUUUUUAUAAUAUAAUUGUUUCAUCCUUUGACUGCUUUAAAUGUUAACAACAAAAUUAGCCACAAAAUCAAUUAUUAUUGUAUAUCAAGUAAAUUUAAUUCAUAAGCACAUACACAAAGUGAAGAGAGAAAAAAAACAACAAUAUUAUCAAAUGCCAUCCGUGAUUUUAGCCCGUCAUUUCAGUUUUUUUUUCAGUGUCGAUAAUAAUAAUGAACUCAUUUCAAUGUCGAAUUUUUUUUUCUUCAUAUAUUGAGAUUACAACAUUUUUAAACGAUACUCAAUGCAUUUAUUUAUGGGGCUCACGAUAAAUGAUACUCAACCGAUGUGUAUUUGUGGAAAAUUAUCAUAUUGAAAAACAUAAACAUCACUUUUCAGCAGAGAAACAGAACACUUUUGAUAAACCUCUAUCUGAGUUUGAGAAGAAGUAAAAUUGUACUACACACGUGAUUCCAGUCAUAUAUAUGAAUUAGACAAAAAUAAUAUCUGCUUUAGCCAUAAAAAACAACCAUUUCCACCGCAGGAGAAAAAGAAUGAUUUAAGAAACAAUUGUAUUGAUAUCUAUUUUAAUGUCUUAUUUUAAGAAGUCUGUACUGCAAAAAUACAUAUAAACGUCGAGUAAUGUGAGUAAUUUCAUCAGAUGUAA